AUGUUCGAAACCAAAGCGAUCGCGGCGGUUUCCGCGUGCGCCUCGUUGAUUGCCGUGCUCAGCUGCCUCGUCGUGAUCCCCGGAUUGUAUGAGGAGAUGCGAAGUCUCGAGUUCGAGGUCGCCGAUGUUGUUCAUGGGUUUCAUGCUGAAACCGAGCCGGCUUGGCAUGAUAUGAUGGAAGUUCAAUACUCGAUGGCUCCGCCCUCCAAGCCGGCCCCGAAUCCGUUCGAACCGCAUUUGCUCAAAAAGCGUCAGACCUACAGCGGCCUUCCGGGCUUCUGCCAAUGCGAGCCCGUCAAGCCCAACUGUCCUCCAGGACCCGCUGGGCCACCGGGCAAUCCCGGACCGCCCGGCCAGCCUGGAUUGCGAGGACCACCUGGCGCUGAUAAUCAUCACGUUUAUGAGCCGAUACGUUGUCCGCAUCAAGAACGCGCGUGUAUCAGAUGCCCGGCGGGUUUGCCGGGCUAUCCGGGACAUGAUGGUCCGCCGGGAAUGCCGGGACCCGACGGCAAGCCGGGAUUGCCAGGCUUCCCUGGACACGAUGGAAAGCCGGGAAAACCCGGUGAGCCUGGCGUCCCCGGCGGCCCUGGAAGGCCUGGCGAGAAUGGGCGGCCAGGUGCGCCGGGACGAGAUGGAAAGAAGGCGAUUGGCGUGCCCGGACAACCAGGCCGGCCUGGAUUCAUGGGCAAGCCUGGACAGCCAGGACAGCGUGGCAAAGAUGGCCGACGCGGAUUCGAGGGGCCGCCGGGACCACAAGGGAAGCCAGGGUUUCCCGGUGGCGCCGGGCUCGACGGCCAACCGGGUCGACCCGGAAAUCCGGGAAUUCCUGGACCAGACGCCGACUAUUGCAAGUGCCCGAAUCGCAAUUCUGGCUACAAUGUUCAACAACCUUAUUCGCCUUAUCAAAAUCAAGUUUAUGCUCCAUACAACCAGAAACGUCGGCGUUCUUAA
Caenorhabditis bovis is the source of this 951-nucleotide messenger RNA. NCBI's taxonomy places the organism in Eukaryota, Metazoa, Nematoda, Chromadorea, Rhabditida, Rhabditidae. The record is from the annotation of a GenBank genome assembly.